UCUCGCCUUCCAGCAGUGACUGGAGCACUAGUACAGGAGAGCCCUGGACCUAGGUGGCAGAGGACUCUUGUUCCGCUUAUGUCUGUCAUGCCAGUUGAAGCAAAGGAGCUACUGUGAGACGUAUUUUGCCCUUCUUCCUAUUUAGCAUGAUAUCCCUUUCAGGAUAAAAGUUUAGAACUGAUUCUCUGCUGGGCACGGGGGCACCUGCCUGUGAUCCCAGCACAGGGGAGACGGAGGUCGGAUUGCCAUGAGUUGGAGACCAGCCUGGGCUGCAUAGUAAGACCCUGUCUCAGGAAAAAACUGCCGUAGGUUUGCUGUCUGCCAGCGUCCCAUAGUGAGAGGUCCUGAGGGUGGGCAGUGCCACCGGUGGUGCCCUGUGUUAGGAGUCAGCCUCGAUGGCCUUGCCUGUGUCCUGUCUUAUGAGGAGCCGUCGGCAGGGAAAGGGACUCUAGGAGUAUGGGGUAUCUGUGCACACCCUCACCCUGUCUGUAACUCAGACUUGAGGUACAGCCAUGUACCUUUUUAAGUUGAAUUUCAUGUGUGCCCCUUUCUUGGCUCAAGUUUCACAGGUUGGCUGUUCCUCACAUGAAGCAGAUGCUGCCAUCAUCUUAAAAUAUAAUUUUGUUUUGCAACUAGUUUUUAAUAAAAAAUUCGUGUCCUUAGAGCAUACCAUUCUCUUGGGUCUUAAGCAUUUUUAUCUCAUUUGUCAUCCCAGAAUGAAGUGAGAGUCUUAGAAGACAUCUUGUCCACCAAAUACUGUUUUAAGUAACUUAAUUUCAGCAAGUUAUUAACACAGUUUAACCCAAAAACAAGAAAGGUACCUCGGCAGCAGAUAUGUGGGGCUACAUUAGAAGAGCCCGUUCCCUCUGGCCAGCCCUUCCCUCCUGAAGCCUCCUGUGCUUGUAGGGCGCUUCUGGACAGGACCCUGCACCAGGAGAGCUCGUGUCCUGCAUUUGGCCUUGAAGAUGUCACAGGUGGACCAAGGCUGUGCACGCAUCCCCGAGGAGCAGUUAGUCGCUCACUAAGGUCACGGAUGUCAGAUGUGCCCAGUUCAGGGCCCCCUUGAUGCCUCCAGUGUGUGUUGCUGUGCUGUGUUCUUCUGUUUUGUGUGCCCUGGGACAUAGGAGAAUCCUGUUUCAACACGAGGACGUGCAGAAGAUGGUCCAGGGCCACAGCUGCCAACAGGAGCAUCAGCCCAGUUCAUUCUCCCUGGGUCCAGGCUGGCCUUGAAGUCACUGCACAGCCCAGGCCGCCCCCAAACUCUGUGAGCAUCCUGCCUCAUCCUACACAGUGCUGGGAUUAUGAGUGCACCCAGAACCUUGCAGAUGUCUGAUUUCCAGAGGAGAUAAUGGUUUUUCAGAAAGUCGUAGUGUCCUCACUGUGUCCUCAGCAGACCCAGUCGCCUUUCCUGGUGGCAUCCGGCCCAGCAAGAUGCAAGCAGGAGCUUCCUGUGGCCCUGCCUGCCAGACGGAAGGCUCCACCACUGGCAGAGUGCCUGAUCACCUUCUAUGAGGGCAAGCACUUCACGGGGAGGAAGCUGGAGGUCUUCGGGGACUGUGACAACUUCCAGGACCAAGGCUUUAUGAACCGGGUCAACUCGAUCCGCGUGGAGAGCGGGGCCUGGGUCUGCUUCGAUCACCCUGACUUCCGGGGUCAGCAGUUCAUUCUGGAGCACGGCAGCUACCCUGACUUCUUCCGCUGGAACGGCCACAAUGACCACAUGGGCUCCUGCAGGCCUGUGGGGAUGCACGGGGAGCACUUCCGCAUAGAAAUCUUCGAGGGCUGCAACUUCACGGGCCAGUGCCUGGAGCUGGUGGAGGACUGCCCCUUCCUACAGAGCCACGGCUGGCCCAAGAGCUGCGUCAAUGCUGCCAAGGUGUACGGGGAUGGAGCGUGGGUGCUGUACGAGGAGCCCAACUACCGCGGCCGCAUGUUCCUGCUGGAGCGCGGAGACUUCCGCGGCUUCUCCGACUGGGAGGCGCACAGCGGCCGCGUGCAGUCGCUGCGCAGGGUCGUCAACUUCUUCUAGCCGCGGGACAGCGACCGCGGGGACAGCGGGGACAGUGACCACGGCAAUAAAGGUGCUGGAGCCGCG
Molecule: messenger RNA, 2095 nt
Organism: Cavia porcellus (domestic guinea pig)
Lineage: Eukaryota; Metazoa; Chordata; Mammalia; Rodentia; Caviidae
Gene: Crygn
Product: crystallin gamma N
Exons: 4
Coding region: 1349-2029 (226 amino acids)
Biological process (GO): lens development in camera-type eye; visual perception
Molecular function (GO): structural constituent of eye lens
Source: RefSeq, a predicted model, not a curated record